Molecule: messenger RNA, 1863 nt
Organism: Protopterus annectens (West African lungfish)
Lineage: Eukaryota; Metazoa; Chordata; Ceratodontiformes; Protopteridae
Gene: TCEANC
Product: transcription elongation factor A N-terminal and central domain containing
Exons: 3
Coding region: 602-1687 (361 amino acids)
Biological process (GO): DNA-templated transcription
Cellular component (GO): nucleus
Source: RefSeq, a predicted model, not a curated record
AAUGUUCUAAUACAAAGCCAAAUAAUCAAUGCGUGCUGGGCUGUUUAAGCUUACUUAGCUUCACCUAUCUUACUGACUUCACUUUGGUGACCGCACUGUAAUUGCAAUACAUAUUUGCAGACAUGUCCGUUACUAUUAAUGCACUUGUAUUGUACUUUAUUAAAAUGUGUACGGUUAGCAUAUUCUGGGUAGCCUAAAGAAAGCAAAACGGUAGCAAUCUACUGAGCUUAAUUUGGGGGCUGCAUCCCUGGUAGUUACUACCACCAUUACCCACACAUUCAGCUAAAAGUAAUGCCACAUUUCAAGCAAUACUGCAGUGCAGUUUGUCUGUUCAAACUUGUAUUUUCCCUCUUUGCCAACAGAUGUCUCCGUCUCAUUAGGGUUGAUCAAUCUCGAAUCAGCUGAUGAGAAUGUUCAGACUACAUUGGAUUUUUUUCGUAAAAUUGGAUGCUUAUUUAGCUUUCCUGAAAGUCAGCAUUUUGUUGAUAUUGUAAUGUCGUAUCAUGUGAUGUUUAUCAUCCAUGUUUCAUCUCCCUUUCUUAAACGUAGACACAUGGGUCUGAUUUUUCACUCUCUCCUGCAUAUGCUUGAAAACUGAUUGAUGGCUGACACAAAAGUAGUAGUCUACAGAGCACAUCAGAUUGAGAAAUGCCUUGCAGAAAACAGGUAUCAGGAUAUCAGCAUUUUACUAGAUGACCUUUCAAAUCUGUGCAUGACAAAUGACCAGCUUCAAGAAACUGAUAUUGCUAGGGCAACAUACUUGAUCCUCAAGAAAUGCCCUAGUACUACUCUUAGGACUAAGGCAAAGAAACUGCUGUCAGCUUGGAAGCAGCUAUAUAAGAAAAGAAUUCAACAUUCUUCUCCAGCAAAACACGAGGAAGAGCUCUCUGAGCAGCUGGACCAUAGCAGAGAAGGACUGUGUGAUAUUCCUGUGUGUGGUCAGUUUGAGGAGAGUGGUGCAUUCCUUAGUUCCAGUUCAGAAUGUGCCCUAACCGCAUCUCUGUCUGUUGAGAAAUAUGCAGUGCAGUGCAGUGUUAAGAAUAACUCAAGUCACAUAGGGCCUGUUAACCAGCUGAAUGAGACGGAUGGAGCUAAAACUGCACCUGGUGAGGAUUCCCAUUUACCAGUUCCAGAGCAAGAAAACAUGAGGUCUAAGUGCACAGAAAUUCUGUUUAAAGCACUGAUUAAUGCUGAUACAGCCAGUGAUGCCACAUCUGAUAUGUGCCAUAUCCUGGCAAAAGAAGUUGAGGAACACAUCUUUGCUCUACAUUCCAAAAAUGACAGGAAAUACAAAGCAUGCAUUAGAUGUAAAGUCUCUAAUUUAAAGAAUCCUAAAACUCCUCAUUUACGCCUCAACCUGCUUUCUGGAGCUCUUAGUCCUAAGUCAUUUUCUGAGAUGUCUGUGAUGGAAAUGGCAAGUGAUGAGCUCAAAAUGCUGAGAGCUUCAAUAGCUAAGACAUGUGUCAAUGAACAUCAACUUCCCCAAGGUGUAGAGGGUUCAAAGACAAAUAAGAUAAUGUGUAAACGCUGUGAGCAGUUCAACUGCACUGUAACUUUGAUAUCUAGGGGUACACUUUUUCUUCCUGCUUGGGUACGGAGUGGAACCCCUGAUGAACAGAUGAUGACUUUUGUCAUUUGCAAUGAAUGCGGGCAGAAGUGGUAUAAUAGUGGUUGGAUUUCCUUUUAGUCUUCUUGUAUUUUAUUAUAUGUUGAGUAAUUCAAAGUGGUUAAUGAUGUAAGCUUAACCAGUUAUGCAUCUGGUUCAUAGUUAAUGUAUUUUGAGUUCUACUGUGCUGAUCAUGAAGUGUAAAAUUUACAUGGAAAACAUUUGUAACAAUAAAUUAUUGCUGGUUUCCCCCUGUU